AUGGUUGUUUCACCACAAACCCCCGACAACGAUUCCCAAAGUGUGCAAACAAAAAGAAACAACAUGGCGUCCAAACAAUCCUCUGUGGCUGAUACUAGAGCAGAGUUAGCGGAAUUGGUGAAAAGAAAGGCCGAAGUCGCUGAAACCCUUGCCAACUUGGAACGCCAGAUAUAUGCAUUUGAAGGAUCAUAUUUAGAAGACACACAGCUUUACGGAAAUAUCAUAAGAGGAUGGGACCGAUACUUGACCACCAACAAGAGUACAAACUCAAAGGCAGACAAACGAAACAGAAAAUUCAAAGAAGCAGAGAGAUUGUUUUCAAAAUCCAGUAUUACAUCUAUGGCUGCAGUUAGUGGUCUCGUUGAUCCUGCUGAAGCUAAAAAUGAAAGAAACAGUGAGACUGAAUCACAGACAAACGAAGACUCUUCGGACACACAAAUCAGUUCAGGACUUAAUGUAAGCAGUUUGAACCACACCACAAUACAUGGUUCUACUGAAAGUAUAGCAUCUAAACCUUCAGGAAAGCAGCAUACCAAUGGUGGUAUUGAAAAAGUUAUUAACCAUUCUCAAACAAAGCAAAAUUUGACACAAAAGAUUGCUUCCUCAUCUGGUAUGUUGCAAAAAGCAUUUGGAAGUGACAGUAAAAUGCUGUCAGCUGUAGGGCUCGACAGCAGACCUAGUACACCUAAGGACAAAGACUCUAGUAUGAAUAUGUUGAACAAGGGAGACAUGACACCAAACUCAUUAAAACACAAGAUGUCUGCAACCAGUACAAGUAAUAGUAACAGUAUGAAGAAAAAUAACAACAAAAAAGCGAGACAUCGAUAA
This is a messenger RNA of Spodoptera littoralis (African cotton leafworm), 828 nucleotides long. The record is from the annotation of a GenBank genome assembly. Lineage: Eukaryota; Metazoa; Arthropoda; Insecta; Lepidoptera; Noctuidae.